Messenger RNA from Clarias gariepinus (North African catfish), 4848 nucleotides. RefSeq names its product diphthamine biosynthesis 6 (gene dph6). The record is from RefSeq and is a predicted model, not a curated record. Gene Ontology annotation, biological process: protein histidyl modification to diphthamide. Gene Ontology annotation, molecular function: diphthine-ammonia ligase activity. NCBI's taxonomy places the organism in Eukaryota, Metazoa, Chordata, Actinopteri, Siluriformes, Clariidae. The transcript is spliced from 15 exons. Bases 245 to 2311 code for a protein of 688 amino acids.
AACUCGUGUUUACAAAUUGGGUUGAAUCUCAAACGGUUUCUUACUGGACAUGUAGUGCGCUAAUGUAGGGCGAAAAACCCGCAGUUUUAAGCAGUGUGUAGGGCAACUACGUAGGGAGCAGUGAGUGGUUUGGGAUUGAGCCUGAGUGAGCCGGCGUUUGCCUUCGGAGUAACGUUACUUGACAGAGUGACAGAUUCAUCUAAUGAGAAGGUUAUUUUAGUGUUGUGGUGUGCUUUAAUGAAUCAUGAAAAUGAAAGUUGUUGCACUAAUAAGUGGUGGCAAAGACAGCUGUUACAACAUGAUGCAGUGUGUUGCUGCAGGACACACUGUAGUAGCCCUGGCCAACCUCCGACCUGCUCACACAGAUGAACUUGACAGCUACAUGUAUCAGACAGUCGGGCAUCAUGCUAUUGAGCUGUAUGCAGAGGCCAUGGAUCUGCCCCUGUACAGGAGGACCAUCCAGGGCUCGAGUGUGGACACAGGCAGAGAGUACAGCCCGAAUGAUGCCGAUGAGGUGGAAGACCUGUACCAGCUACUGAAACUGGUUAAGGAAAAGGAGGGUGUUGAAGCUGUAUCAGUAGGAGCCAUUCUGUCUGACUACCAGAGAGUCCGGGUGGAGAACGUGUGCUCCAGGUUGCAGCUCCAGCCUCUGGCGUAUUUGUGGCGCCGCGAGCAGGCUGAUCUGCUCAGUGAGAUGAUCUCCUCUGGCCUUCAGGCCUUCCUCAUCAAGGUGGCGGCGUACGGUCUGAAUCCUGGAACACAUUUAGGAAAGACUCUGGCGGAGAUGGAACCCUAUCUGCAUCAGCUUUCACAGAAAUACGGAGUGCACAUCUGUGGCGAAGGCGGCGAGUAUGAGACCUUCACCACUGACUGCCCUCUCUUCAAGAAAAAAAUAGUCAUUGAUUCAAUGGAGACGGUUAUCCAUUCAGAUGAUGCCUUCGCCCAAGUCGCGUACCUGCGCUUUACACAGAUGCACACAGAAGACAAACCUACUGGCUCCACAGAGAGCGCGCCGGCCCUCGCUAGCUGUCCUUGCCGGAGCGCCAUUGACAUGAUGACUGAGGAGACGGUCUACGCUGAUAAAGCCCAAGACGUACAGGAGGAAUUUGCAUCAAAUGUGUGUCGGUUUAUGAGCUCAGUCAGAAGUACUGAUGGUUACCAGUGGAUGACUGGAAUCAGCGGCCAUUCCUCUGAGCACACAGAUAUCCAGAGCCAGGCGCGGCACGCCUUCACUGUGCUACAAGGUGAAUUACAGGAGAAGGGCUGGCAGUUGAAGCACAUUUUGUUGGUUCACUUGUAUGUGAGAGACAUGGAGGACUUCGGGAAGGUGAACGCUGUGUACCGCAUUUUUUUCACCCACUGUCCACCAGCCAGGGUGUGUGUGCAGGCUCGGCUGCCUGUGGGUCAGCUCUUACAGAUGGAUGUGCUGCUUCAUGACUGGCUUAUGGCUCCUGAAGAGGGGUUCUUCCAACACAGAGACACUCUGCAUGUCCAGAGUUUGUCUCAUUGGGCGCCAGCAAACAUCGGGCCCUACAGCCAGGCUGUGCAGGUGGAUGAAGCCGUGUUCUGCGCGGGUCAGAUCGCUCUGGUUCCCUGCACCAUGCAGCUGCUGGAAGCAGGUCCGUGUGCUCAGGCCAAGCUGUGUUACAGCCACGUGGAGAAAGUCCUGCAUGCCAAGAGUGCCGGUCUCACGUUGGGACAUUCACUGCAGGCACACUGCUAUGUCACGGAUCUUAGACACAUUCCAGUUGUCAGAAAGGUGUGGCAUGAUAAGAUACAGAGUGGUCAAGACCAGGAGGAAUGCUAUGGAGUAGAAGAGAUUCAAUGCCCCCCUCUGGUUGUUUCGGUGAUGCCCUGUUUGCCCAGAGGAGCAGAAGUGGAACUUCAUGUCAUUGCCGUGCAGGACGAGCUUGCGGAGAGGACUUUCCAUCGGAUGACCUCCGAGUUCCCAGGAGGUGCCAUCCAUUGGCAGGUGCUGCAGUCCAGUACCCGCCAUUAUGCCAGUCUGUCCCUGAGUGUGUCCCUGCAUGAGUCAUGCAGGACACCAGAGUGCAUGGGCACAGAGGCCAUCCUGGGGGCAGUUAGCACCUCCCUCCAGCAAGCUCUAGAGCAGAUGGAGAAGGCUCUGUCUCCUUUAUGUACCAGAGUCUUUUACAAGGACAGCGAUAAGCUAGCCACUGAACUCUCUGCAGGGCUGCAGGAUUGCUUUGAGAGCAGACUGGGUGCGAAAAGGCCUGCGCUGGUGCUGGUUCCUGUGCUGGAGCUUCCGGACUUCACCCUUCUCCACCUAUCUACCUGGCUCAGCACAUAGUGGAGGAUGAGGACCAGGACCACACACACAAACAGGGACUUCAGACUGGACUAGGAAGCACCUCACUAGUAUCCAGUGCUAGAUGGACUAAAUUUAAAAACUUCAAGUUCAUCCAAAGAGUCCUGUUGAUCAGAUCAACUUAAAUUUGUCUUGUCAACUUGAGUCACCAUUAAAAUGCCAUUUAAAAGAAACUGAACUGACUAAACACCUUAGUGGACAUAUUCAUUAUCAGAAGACGGAGUGUUUAGUCUUAAGAGCGCAAAGAUUAAACAGUGAAAUUGCUAAGUAGAUAACGUUGAUAGCUACCCCAUUCGUAUUCUCUCCUUUCCCCAUGGUAGGGAAUAGUUUGUUUUUCUAGAAAAUUAUAUCCAUAGUUCAUCAUUCCUAAACUAAAGCCAGUUUAGUAACAUGAAUGAUUAAUGCACAAACACUUUGCGCUACAGUUUUUUAAUUAAGUUUGAGCUGAAUGGACCUCGAUGAAGAUUACAAGUCGGUCACAAACCCUGGAGGAGAAAACACAGCGGAUAUUAAAUAUAGCGGGUCUACGCAAUAAGCAGAUUAAAAGUAUAUUUAUGCGGCGUCCUGGGGAAACCCUUCCCGCUUCCUACUAUAUAUAUUCUGAUUCUGAACAUUUUUUCUGAACUUAACUUUGUAUCCCCAAACCUCAAAGUUUUUCGCAUUUUAAAGUCUGAUUACCUCGAAAAAGUGAAACGAGAGAAAAUCGAAUUUAAAGAUUUCAUGCAUCCUGUGGCGCAGGAGCAUGGCAGGCAUUUUGACAGAUGGUAGAUGAUUACUGAGUUGAUUAUGCUGAUCCUAUGGCAAGUAGCUAUCCAAUAACUUGAUCAAAGCACGACACUCGCUGUGUGCGGAAAUCACGCUUAGCUAUAGCGAGGUUUUAGACAGACUUAAUGUUCUUACCACAGGAUUAGGCAACAUUUAAAUAAACAUUCCAAUAAAGUAACAUUUUCACGUUGUUUUCCUUCGAUUGAGGAGUCAAAAAAUGUAUUUUUUUUUCCUUUUUGGAUAAAAUGUCUUGUUUUCAUGUCAGCUGUUGGUGGUCUCUUUCCCAGGCCAUCGAAUACUAAACUAAUGACAAUAAAUAUUUCUGAGACUGGAGUAAGAUGCAUGCAUGCAUGUAUAUGUGGCAGCAGGUUGUGCUCAGUGAGUGUGUUGUGGUGUGUUGGGUUGUAAUGGGUUGUUCUAGUAAUCAAGUGUGUCCUGUGCUGAGGCCCAGCAGCAGCUGUCACUGCCAUGAGGGGGGUCAUUGUGAGUAUUUUGUGGCCAUCUCUCUCACUCACUCUCUCUCAUGGCUUUCUAGCGUUGGUGAGUAAGGGAAUUGUUUGUUUUAUAUACCUCAUGUUAGAAAGCUGUUAUUAUUGUGUAAUGGGCAAUCAGAGUCGAACAGCCAAAGAAAUGAAAUCUCUUUAUGCCCAUAUUGAUUUGUAAGGUGCGAUUAAUAGAAGAGGGUUGCAGGGUGAGCUCUUCUAUACUCACUUUUGUUUGUCUGUUGAAACAGAGCUAUUAUCAAUUUCUCCUGAAUUACAUUUCUUUCUCGCUUAAAUCAGAAAAUAUAUUGAUGUGCUCAAUUGGCCGGCUAUUCUUCUUGCCCAAGAUGACCGUAUGUUAGAGUCUAUUGAUCUAACAAGAACAAUAACGUUGUUGUUAACAUCUGAGUAGGUGAAUUAAUCGGGCAAGAAAUAAACAAUUAUGCUGCACAAAGUCGCAAACUAAUAUUUACUGUGCUGUUAUUUAUAGCCAGAUGUGGGAUCUAAUGUACUGCACAGUAACAGUAAUGUAACUGCGUUCACACACAGGCUGUAUGACUGUUUAUGUCUUACAACUUUUUUUUUGUAAUUGAUAUAUUUUUUUUAAUCUCUACACAAGUUAUAUUGGCAUGCAUAAUAAGUCAGAUGUAAUAUUCAACAUGUGGAUAAUUUUAUACAUGCAUUCAUUUCAUGCAUUUAUUCCCUCUAGAUUAUUACUGUAACUACAGCUGUAUUUUCUAUAUCUAUGGGGCAGAUGUUGUAAUGUGCAGCUCUAAAAGUGUGUGUUGUGUGGCACAUUCGGUGUCAACAACAUCUACAACAAUUUGCAUAGUCCAGUGCCACCCAGAACCACAAUAACCGCCUGUCACUCAAUCAGACGCAAGCGGAGACGGCACGUCUGCUGUCUCAUCCCUAUCAUUCUGUCAGUGCAUCAUCUGCCUACACAUGAGAUUAUUGCUUUUUUUCCUCCAACUGAUUUUUUUUUACACUGAUGUAUGUAAUGCAUGCAAAUGUUUGUUUUGUUAAACAUUAGUUUAAAGUGUAUGAUUCUAAGUAAUGAUUUGCAAUGACUACAGAGUAGGAAAGAUAUUAUAAGACAUGUGGAGUACAUUCAGUAGACUUUCUUCUCUUCAUUAUGGAAACUAUUCAUCGGUUCUGCAUUAUGCAUAUGCAGACAAACAUUAAGCUUUGAAUUAUUUUUUAAUAAUUAUCUCAUUUUUAUAAUUGAUAUGUAUAAUAGAGAUUGUAUAAUUGAGACCUGUUUAUUAAGUG